This is a messenger RNA of Drosophila persimilis, 1689 nucleotides long. Its product is annotated as neuralized-like protein 2. NCBI's taxonomy places the organism in Eukaryota, Metazoa, Arthropoda, Insecta, Diptera, Drosophilidae. Gene Ontology annotation, molecular function: ubiquitin protein ligase activity. Gene Ontology annotation, biological process: intracellular signal transduction. The transcript has 3 exons. The record is from RefSeq and is a predicted model, not a curated record. The coding region runs from base 148 to 1041 and encodes 297 amino acids.
CCGCGUCAAACAACAUUUCAGCGACAAAACAACAAAAAACAGUCGGAGUAUAUAGAUAUAUACGAAAAAGGGUAAAUAAUAGCACGGAAAGGAAGGUCAAGAAUUACAGGGCAUAAAUUGACCGCCAGUUAUUAACGCCCACGCGUCAUGGAAGCCGCCCAGAACCAGGACCAGGCGGCCCAGCUCGAUGGGCCAACAGACGCGGAGCCGCCGCACCAGCAUCCGCUGUCGAACAGUGUGGGCAGUCUGAAGCGCCAGAUCAGCCGUUUCCAUCCCUAUCAUGGGUCAAACAUCCAGCUCGAUGACGAUGCUACCGUCGCGUAUCGCAGGGCGAGCUUCGCUGAUGCAUUGGCUUUCUCGGAGCGUCCGCUGGCGCCGGGCGACAUAUUCCUAAUUGAGAUUGAGCAGAUAGAGCGCGGAUGGUCGGGCCACAUGCGCCUGGGCCUCACCGAGCUGACUCCCAAUGUGAUUGAGGCAAGCCCCGACGGCCUUCCGCACUUUGCUCUGCCCGACCUGGCCAAUAUGGGCAACAGCUGGAUUUAUCCGAUCUCCAAGUUCGAUAUGAAUCAGCGGCAGGAGCCCGUCGACAUAAUCGAGCCAGAGACCUAUAGUCAGUCACACAGAAACCUACUGGGCGAUGCCCCGCAUAUAAAGACACCGCGUGGCCUGCUGCCAAAAAGACUGCUGCGUCCGGCCAUGGGCAAAGGAAACUCGGACAUUCUGCUCACCGACACAGGUUCGCGCAUCGGCAUCAUUUACGUGCCCACAACCAACAGCCCGUCCAGGGGCGAGCUUCAUUUCAUCAUUAAUGGAGUGUCCCGUGGACCAGUCGCCAGGGAAAUUCCCUUGAAUAUGGCACCCCUAUUUGUUGUUAUCGAUGUGUACGGUACCACCAAGCAGAUCCGCAUUAUCCAGCUCGAUGGCAUUUUGUCCCUGCAAAGCGCCUGCCGCAAUGUAAUCCUGGAGCACGUCCCAGAGGAUGCGGUUGACGACCUGCCACUGCCGGAAAGCAUUAAAAGAUUCUUGCUGCGCCGAGAUUAGGGUCACACAUAGACGGCUUUAUGUAAUAGAGCCUUGUGUAACAGUGUGAAUGUCUGAGAGAGUGUGUAUGCAUGAACAUGGAUCGUGAUAGUCUGUUUACCCAUAUUUUUAUAAGCAUGUAACACAACCAGUACCAGCAGUAGCAGCAGCAGCCACAACUGAAGUGCUCGUACAUUGACUCUUGAUUCCAGACAGCAGGCCUUGGGUGCUUAAUGUAAUGGAUUGAUGACGAUGCACUCCCCUACCUUCCAGUUGAAAACCAUACAACAAUCCCAUUCCCAGGCCAGCCUUUGCUAUUGCAGGUGUAUAAUUGUAAAAUGUUCUAGUUAUAUUUUAUAUCUGGUUUCGUUCAUUAUAAAUUUAAAAAAGAAAAAAAAACCGCAUACGAGACUAUGUUUGUAAACAUAACCAUCGUUAGCAUCGUGUAGGUGUAUAUUUUACAGACUCAAUAGGAGGGUUACCAUACACAUACCCCUAUCCAAGAGGAUAUCUGCGAGCAGCAGAAUAUUGACCAGACCCAACACCGCCCUGCCUUUUAGCGUUUCGGUUCCGAUCCAUUCAAGACGUUUUCCAUUUGCUUUACCUCUAAGUAAUUGUUGCUAUAUGUAAGCUAAGAAUGUAAUAAAAUACCGAUCAAAGUUGCUGUAA